ACAGAUCUCAGUAUCUCUCUCUUCUCUUCUGUCUAUUUCUUCUCCUUUCUCCCUCUACAGGACUCCCCGUAUUUUGAGCAUUUAAUUGUUUUUUUUGUGCGUUUUAAGUCGUGCUAACGUGCGCCGGGGAAACACUGCUUGUCCUGCGCCGCCUGAGAUGUCUCCUGAGGAGCUUAGAGCGACGACGCUAGUGAUAAGAAUCUCUCGUUACAGAAGGGCUUAACUAAAGAAAAAUAGUUAAAAGAGAAUCAAAGUAAGAAAAUCGGACGGCGGAGAUUUCACUACUGUUAUUAGUAAUGGACGGUCAGAUGAGUCAGUCGAAGCUUACAAGAACCCAAUCUUCGCUCCUCCGGUCGUCUCCGACCAUCCGAUCGUCCAUUCACAGCCUCUCAUCGGUCGCCGAGGAGGACGUCAUCGCUGCCAUGGACGAGGAGGAGGAGAAGCCCAAGAACAAGAAACCGGUCCGGUCUAGUUCGACCCAGCGAACCGGGCCUAGCCGGCUCACCCAACAUUUUCUCGCCAUGGCCGCGCUAUCCCUCUUGACCUUAUUUUUCUUCUUCUUCUUCUAUCUCAGAAGGGAAGAGAUUUCCACCUCCGAGAAUCUUCUCCUGGCUCUUAUUUUCGUGGCCUUGACGCUCUUCUUGGCAAGCAAGAACAAGAGUUUGAUUCACCAUAGCUUUUCGAUUAUUAAGCACUCGUGUGAGGAGAAUGCGAAGCGGCUCGGAUUCUCCAAGAACAAUGCGGCGACGACUCCGGUCCAGUGGUUCAUCGGCGAUUCGAACGCCAAUAAGGCGCCAAAAGAGAGGCGGAUUAUUCGAGAAGGGGUCGAGUUUUACAGUAAUGGAGAUUUUUACGAAGGUGAGUUUCAUAAGGGGAGGAGUAAUGGGAGUGGGGUUUACAAUUUCUUUGUGAAAGGAAGGUACGAGGGCGAUUGGAUCGAUGGGAGAUACGAUGGGUAUGGGAUUGAGAACUGGGCCAGAGGGAGUCGGUACAAAGGUCAGUAUAGGCAAGGUCAUAGGCAUGGGUAUGGAGUUUAUAGGUUCUAUACAGGGGAUUCUUAUGCCGGAGAGUGGUGUAGCGGACAGAGCCAUGGCGUUGGAGUUCAAACGUGUGCCGAUGGUAGCUGUUUCAUUGGGGAGUUCAAGUGUGGUGUCAAACACGGCCUUGGCUGUUACCAUUUCAGAAAUGGAGAUAGAUAUGCAGGAGAAUAUUUUGGGGACAAAAUUCAUGGAUUUGGGGUCUAUCACUUUGCCAAUGGCCAUUGUUAUGAAGGGUCUUGGCAUGAAGGUCGAAAGCAAGGCUUUGGUAUGUAUAGUUUCAGGAAUGGUGAUACUAGAUGUGGUGAAUGGGAUGCUGGUACGCUUAAGCACUCGUUACCCCCACUAACUGAUGCAGUUCUUAGAGCAGUUCAGGCUGCUAGGAAGACAGCAGAGAAUGCCAUUAACCUUCGCCGGGUGGAUGAACAAGUGAACAAGGCAGUCAUGGCUGCAAACAGAGCUGCCACGGCUGCCAGAGUUGCUGCAGUCAAAGCAGUCCAAAAUCGCAUGGACGGGAAAUUUUGUGAUACAAAUGUCUAAGGCAAAGGCUAGCUUUUGUUUCAUAGUGUAAAUUUUUUUUUUUUUUAACUAAUUUUAAGUACUUUGGAAAAUGUCACCCCGGUCAGCAAAAGCUCAUUGGAGGUUGAGAAAAUGUGAGGGAAACAAAAUGAAAGAAAAAAAGAAAGUAAAAAAAGAGUAUGCUUGAAGUUUCCAUGAUGACGAUGAUGAUCCAACUGUAACUUGUACAUACACUGUAAAAAUCAAUGGAAUAUGAGAUUUGAAGGCUUAUUUUA
Messenger RNA from Humulus lupulus (European hop), 1831 nucleotides. Its product is annotated as phosphatidylinositol 4-phosphate 5-kinase 5-like. Bases 297 to 1577 code for a protein of 426 amino acids. The record is from RefSeq and is a predicted model, not a curated record. The transcript has 3 exons. Lineage: Eukaryota; Viridiplantae; Streptophyta; Magnoliopsida; Rosales; Cannabaceae.